Durusdinium trenchii is the source of this 1932-nucleotide messenger RNA. NCBI's taxonomy places the organism in Eukaryota, Dinophyceae, Suessiales, Symbiodiniaceae. The record is from the annotation of a GenBank genome assembly.
GCCACAUUGCGCGAAUGUGUUGGGCAUGCACCCUUUUGCAUGCGUGUCCGCUGCCUGCGCCAUGGGCGCAGAUUUGCAAGCAAGGCCGGAAAGUGGUGGGACUUUCGAUCACCACAGCUGCUUUCAGGCUACAACCGUUUGAUCAAGGAGCAGGGCCACCGCAAUGCGUGGGCACAGGCUUUGGCAUUGCUUGCGGGCCUUCGCCAAAGGAAGCAAGCGCCUGAUGUCCACGUGGCUCAAAAGCUCCUGGCCACUUGCGCUAAGGGUCGCAAGUGGGAACUCGUUGCUCAGCUCUUCCACGAGUUGCCUUUGUGGCAUGUCGCCCCAGAUACUGUGACUUACAACACCGUGGCAGCCUCACUGUUGAAAGCUGGGCUUUGGGAUCAAUCGCUGAGUUUACUGCACAAGGCCUUGCACAGUGGUUUCAGACCAACAGUCGUUACCUACAAUACAGCAAUGACGCAAUUUCUGUGCCUUGAGACAACAGUGCGCCCGUUUGCAGCGAAUGGACUUUGGCAUUGGCUUUGUUUCAGGAAGCUCUUGACAAGGAUCUGCAGCCAACAACGAUCAGUUGCACGGCGGCAAUGACUGCAUGCGAUCCAGCUUCCUUGUGGUUUGAGGCCUUGGGCAUCCUGUCAAGGAUGCUAGUUGGAGAUGCGUGGCCAGCUCCGGACCUCACCUGCUACAACACAGCCAUCUCCUCCUGUGAGCGUGGUUCCGCUUGGGAAAUGGCGUUGGCACUCGCGUCAGCUCUACCAGAAGCUUUGAAAGCAGAUGUCUUCACUUUGAGCGCCUGCCUCACCGCUUGCCAACGUUCUGCUCAUUGGACCUUGGCGCUGCAGCUGCUGCGAAGCUUUGAUGAUAUGGCGAUCCAGCCAGACCUCGUUGCCUACGGCAGUGCCAUGGCGGGCUGUGCCCAAGGUCCUAGCUGGCCAUUUGCUUUGCACCUGGCUGAAGAGAUGCAAAGCGCCGGCCUCAAGAUGAACACGAUCCUUUGCAGUGCGCUGAUGACCGCAUGCGAGUCAGGAAUGCUUUGGGCUGAAGCGUUAGCACUUCUCACGAGGCCAGAGCUUCAUGGAGCAAAGGCUGAUGUUUUGGCAGUGAGCAGCGCCAUUGGUGCUUGCGGCGCUGCAUUUCAAUGGGCAAUUGCCGUCGCGCUGCUUUUUCAGCUGCCCGAGAGAACUUUGAGGCCUGAUGCGGUAGCCUUCAGUUCUGGCAUUGCUGCAAGCGCCAACGGAAGCCAGUGGGCACAGGCCAUUGCAUUGCUCCAGGCCAUGCGAGCAGAAGAAGUUGACCCUAAUGCCGUAACAUACAGCUGCUUGAUCGAUGCAUGCGGACGAGGUAGCAACUGGCAGCAGGCUUUCGCACUUCUCAUGGAGCUUAGUACCUCAAGAUUGGAGCCGAACGAAGGGAUCUACCGCCAGAUCUUUGCUGCUUAUCAGGCUGCAAGUCAGUGGCAGCAAGCUUUGGCCCUCUUGCAGCACGUUGCCUACACCUGAGGAGACCCAAGUCGUGCCAGGUGCUUGUACUCUGGAGCUUUGACAUGGUCGUCUUCAGGCUCAACCUCAACAUGUUGGAGCCCAAGGACCGUGGCUGAGCAUUGCAGCUGAACGGCGUUUGCGCUGGAGUUCAUCGUGCCCCGUGACUCACAGUUUGUUUAUCUCGCUCAUUUCUGAGGGUAGCAGUUUCAAGUUUUGACUGAAUCAAAUCAUUAGAUAGUUUUCAGCAGCUGAUCAUAAAUAAGUGUACAAAGAUGCCGCAGCUUCAAGUUGCGCGGGUAAAAGGAUCCCAAAAAAUGAUUGCACUGCUUGACUUCUUGUUAAUAAGCAAUAGGGGUUGUUACAUGUUCUUACUUCAAGAAUCUUCUAGCACCUUCUAACCUGAAUAAAGGUGUCGCAGGAACUUUCGGAGCAGUUUGGAACCCAACUCUGG